Arabidopsis thaliana (thale cress) is the source of this 1890-nucleotide messenger RNA. Its product is annotated as F-box family protein. The transcript has 5 exons. The record is from RefSeq and is marked reviewed. The coding region runs from base 382 to 1497 and encodes 371 amino acids. Lineage: Eukaryota; Viridiplantae; Streptophyta; Magnoliopsida; Brassicales; Brassicaceae.
GAUUGUUUGCAUAAUUUUGUUUUGUUUCAGAAUUGAGACUUUUGGGAGGAAGAAGAAAGAAAUUUGUUUUCUGAAGAAGGUGGAGGUGCCAAGAGAAUUAUCUUAAUCCUUGUUCCUCCUCCUCCUCUUCUUCUUCCUCAUUGGUUGUUUAUGUUUUUAUAUAUAAUCUAGGUUUUGUUAGUCCAACUCUAUCUUUCUCUCUCUUGAUUUCAACAACUUGGUUUCAAGUUCAUAAACAAGAGAGAGAAAGAAUUGUUAGUCUCCAUGAGUAGGUUAUGUUAUCCCAUAACCCCAAUUGGCUAUCUAUUUAUCACCUCCAUCCAUUUAUACUCCUAGAAACAACAAAUCUAAAGGCAACACAACACAAAUAGUACCUUCUAAAUGCUUCUAUACUUGCUCAUCACUUGUCUCUCUUUCUUCUUCUUUUCCAAAUCUUUAUCCUUUCCUCAAUGGGCAUCUAAAACCAAAAAUUUGCUCUCCUUCUACUUCUCCAAGUAUUUGUUUACAAACAGUCUACACCAGAUCACACCCGAUCUAGCCUCUCCGGUGCUCGGAAAAAUGUCAAUUCUUGACCUCCCUGACCUUCCACUCGACUGCAUUCUUGAACUUCUUCCACCCUCUGAACUAUGUACCAUGGCUAGGGUCUGUAGCUCGUUAAGAGAGAGAUGUGUAAGUGAUCAUUUAUGGGAGAAACACUUGAAGACUAAAUGGGGAAAAAUCCUUGGACCUUCUGCUCACAAAGAAUGGCAAUGCUAUCUAUCUUCUCCAUAUCAUCUCGAUUCUCCUCAUCACAAAACUAGUCAUCUUGGUUUGGCCAAAAUCAUAUCUCUUAUGCGAUCGCUUUCAUCCAUUUUUCGAGAUGAUGAUCAUAGGAGGAGAUAUCCAUCUUCAAUCCCUCUUGACUCUACCAUGAACUUCUACCUAUCCCUCGAAACAGGUCGCUUUUGGUUUCCAGCUCAAGUUUACAACCGUGAGAAUGGACAUGUAGGGUUCAUGUUGUCAUGCUAUGAUGCUGAGCUCAGCUAUGACACUGACACUAAUACUUUUCAAGCUAGGUAUCCACCACAUGGUAAAAGAGCAAUUGCGGUUGAAAAAGACGUGACAUGGGAGAGGAUAAGAGCAGCUCCCGUUGAUGCAUCACCCCAUAAUCUCUAUGUGUCAGAUUCUCUAAAUGAGUUAAAACCCGGAGACCACAUAGAGAUCCAGUGGAGAAGGAACAAAGAGUUUCCUUAUGGAUGGUGGUAUAGUGUUGUUGGACACAUGGAAUCUUGUGAUGGCAAUCUAAACCAUUGUCAAUGCCAUAAUAGCGAGAUGAUGGUGUUGGAAUUUAACCAGUACACAGUCGGAUCAAGGUGGAGAAAAACGAUGAUUAACAGGAGAGAUCAUAGAGAGAAAGGUAACGAGGAAGACGGGUUCUAUGGAGGAAUUCGAAAAAUAAAUUGUAAAGAAGAUAUUGAAAUGUGGAAGCGUCUUUGGCCAUCCUCCAUCUUGGAGUAGGAUGAGUAGGAUGUUAAUCUUAGAAGUGUUUGCUCUUGUACCAAUGUACAAUUGAUCUUUCAUUAUUUAUUGAUAAAAUAGUAAAAAUAUGCAUGAAACUUUUGUGUCACUUGAAAAUGAGGUUGUUUGAUUUGAGAAGAAAUAUGGGGGUGGUGUUGUAUAGAUAUAUUCAAUACAAUUGAUUUAAAUAUAUAUGUCAUCAAAGUAGAUUUUGUUUUUUGAUAGUCCAUUCUGAGAAUUAUUUAGGUCUUAAUAUUGUUAAAUACAUUUUCUAUAAAAUGUAAAACACGCUCUUGUAUGUCAAUGUGUAUUUUUUUUUUUUUUGGGUACCUGAUGUUAUUGGAUGUAUGUUGACGGGCCAAAGCCCAAUUUGGGAUGCCUUAUUAAUGUUAA